Molecule: messenger RNA, 1650 nt
Organism: Soboliphyme baturini
Lineage: Eukaryota; Metazoa; Nematoda; Enoplea; Dioctophymatida; Soboliphymatidae
Source: the annotation of a GenBank genome assembly
AUGCAAGCGAUGGUAGUGGCGCCGAAAGUGUCGCAGCCCGACUGCUCCAUGGCUAGUUCCGAUGGUGGUGGCACUGGUGUGAAUGGCACCUGUGAUGAACCGUCCACAUCGGUCUCUCCGGACCUGCAAGGUCUGCUGAACGACAUGAAAUUCUGGAAAAGACAGGCGGUCAUUAAAACAGAGAAGUUCAGGCGUAAGCUGCCCGAGUUCGAGUUCGACUGCGUGCCAGGCAGCGAAAAAGAACGCGAAAUCCGUAUGAUGUGCGAGCGGCACCUGGAAAACAAGAUGAAGAAGAUGGAACAGGAGUACAUGAAGAACAAGAGCUUGUCGUUCACGCCAACUACUGCCACCGACAAGGAUCAGAUGUUCCCGCCAGGCAGCGUCCAAACUGUCGAACAGCUGAAGCGAAAAAGAAGGAGAGGCAGUCCGGCACCGUGGUCAGAGUCCGUUGAUACGUGCUCGUGCAACCGAAUGGGUGACAGGGCGGACAUGUUUUUCAAUGCAGAUAGUGUCGGUGUCGAAAGUGGUGGUGGUGUAGUGCCGUAUUUGGACGUACCUCGUGACGAUGCCGGCGCCGGCUGUAGUCGUGCAAUGUGUCAGGGGGCGACGAACGUCGUGACUCGGGAAGCCGCCGCCAAGCAGUGUGCCAAUGAUCACCUCAAUCGUUUUGCGUCAGACCUGAAUCUGCCGAGGCACGUUAUUGAGGACAUUUUCCAGAGCACGCCAUGUUCAUUUGACCCAUCGGUAGUCGACGCUGUAACCAGCCAGUACUUGUCAGAGUUGGAUCGUGUUUUCGGCACCUCUUCUACCGGUACCGUUGAUCCUCAUGCUCCGCCCUCGACGUGUGCCACAACGAAUGGCAGUGCAAUUUUAAAUUCCCUUUGCAGCGUAGCAACAAACUCCACAUAUGAAGCUGUGGCUCACAGUGGCAUCGCAGUUUCCAAUAGUUUAUUUCUUCAGCUUGUGCAUGAUUCAGGGAACAACAACGUCGCCGAACUGAAGCAAGCGAAACGAUCGAUGAAACAACCUCAGCCUGCUUCUGGGCCCCCUGUUGCGUUCGACGCUCGGUUCUCAAGGCCCGACGGCGAUGACCACGUCUUUCAACAGCAGAUUCACUGUUUUAAGAAAGAGAGGCUGGAAAUCGACGAAGAUGUCCGUCAACCCUACUUCAUUCCUGAUUUGGUAGCUUCGGCGGACAACUACUGUGCUACCAGUGCAAUUGCCUCCAAAAUGGUACCAAAUGCGGACUGUCCCUACGUCAUGAACGGUUACCGCAUUCCAAGCGAAUCGUCGCUUAAUCCGACGUUCUUCAAUUCACCGGGGGUCAGUUACUGCAACCUGAACGAACAGCAACGGUAUUUCGAGUACCAGCGAGACGGCCCUGUUGCUGGUUUAGGACCGAGGUUUGAAGGUCCUUAUUCCGGAGUGUGUGCUUCACAGUGCAUCGUUGGCGACGGACCUUCGUACGGCAACCCGUCUAUAAGACCAACGAUGCCGCCACCAACGCAGGUGCCUUAUUGUAAGCAGGACGGAGUCCCAGGCGAAUUCAUCUAUAAUUGUUUUGGCGAACAGCCUCGGCCUUGCCAGUAUAGCAACGUUAACAAUAUCUCGUCGAUGAACAGCAUGAUGGACAAGUACUCCCUAAAUUGA